Sphenostylis stenocarpa is the source of this 279-nucleotide messenger RNA. The record is from the annotation of a GenBank genome assembly. Lineage: Eukaryota; Viridiplantae; Streptophyta; Magnoliopsida; Fabales; Fabaceae.
AUGGUGGAGGAAGGUUCAUGGAAAAUUCCUACGGCACAACUAUUUGCUUCGCAGCACCGCAUAAUCUUGGCCCGGUACGCCCAGUACAACUUUUUUGUGAGGAUAGAAACAUUAGCAGCCAAACACGAUUAUCAAGAGGAAGUUCACACAGCUACGACAGGUUAUGGGGUUUCAAACAUCACAUGGAUACCACAACCAAUUUUCAAAGCAAAGGAGGAUCCGAUUGAUGCUAAUGCAAACUCUUUAAUUCAAAGGUCCACUCUGAAUUUGAUUGAUUAA